Cadophora gregata is the source of this 1203-nucleotide messenger RNA. RefSeq lists its product as uncharacterized. The transcript has a single exon. The record is from RefSeq and is a predicted model, not a curated record. The coding region runs from base 1 to 1203 and encodes 400 amino acids. NCBI's taxonomy places the organism in Eukaryota, Fungi, Ascomycota, Leotiomycetes, Helotiales, Ploettnerulaceae.
AUGGGUCUCUUCAACUUCUGCUUCAUCUGUAUCUCAAAUCGACCCAUCGACAUCUGUACUCCAGCAUUCUCGGCUUCUUCUACCAGCACUGGCUCAGACCCAGUCAUCAUGUCUUCACCAUCCUCCUCCUCUUCCGUCAAUCCUGGGCUAGAUCAAACAGUCCAAGCUUCAUUUGAGGCUUCGAAAGCGACCACUGGGGAGACUUUGAGCUCCGGUGAAUCAUCUCAACAGAACACGACGACAAAUCUCGAAAAGCUGUCGCCCAUGCAACUGUCCAAAUCACCCGAGUCUACUCUACCCUUCGAAAGUACAGAAGAUGCUGUCAAGGAAGAAUAUACAUUGGAGGAAUAUCAGGCACACAUACGCCUAGGCGACUAUUCUGGCAAGGUGUACAAUGAUCUGAAGAACAUCGCCAAAAGAAGCAAACUCCCCUUCCCGCGCGACUGUGCAGAAUGGGCGGAAGCUAUUGGUUUCGAAUAUGACGAUAAAACUGUGUCCAGCGGAGGCCUCUUAGGGUCUUUCCAUACCGCAGCAGACAAACUCUUGUCGACUUGUUACCUACCUAAGAGAGCGUCGUGGCGAGCAGUGCAACAUUAUGCAGACCGUAACCAAGCUGUGCACUCAAAGGCGGGGAUCCUCAAGACGGUUCGCGCUUGGAAUGAGUUGUACUUGCAGAUUUCGCGGGAUUUGGCGGAAUUGGAAAGCUUCCUUCCUGAUUCAUUUAAAGAUACAAAGAAGGGCAGUGAGGAGCAUUCCAUGGAGGAUCACAUGGAUAUCAUUCGAUAUUACCGAGACAGUGUAGCCGAGUGGAUGAAGGAGAACCACGAGAACGUGAUCGAACCUCAGCCAUCUUUGCCAGGUAUUUCAACUGGAUCAAACACGGAGGAACCGGUUAAGUCGAAAUGGAUUACGGUUGGUGGAACCGGAGACUUGUCCGUAUCCCGGACGUCUUCGCCAGAUUUCCCAGCUGAGGCAGACAAGCCAUCCAAAAGAUUGUCAAAGUUUGAAGCUUUGACUACGGAAUUGGAGUCACUAGACCCCCAAAGGUGCGACCAAACCGUUGAACGUGUCUUUGAGAUAUUUAAUGGCGUCAUAUUACAAAAGAAAAAGGAAGGGGGGAAGGCCAAGAAAGACUAUCGAAGGGAAAGUCGAAAGAAGGGGGCGGCGUCAAACGCGGGGCCUAUUGGUCCUGAUCUCGCUUAG